UUCACAUUCACAUUCAAGACUUCACCCCAUACGAGCACAGAAACCAAAAGAAAACCACAACAUAUCAACUCAAUUCAAGAAACCAUGCCACCACCCGAUUCACUGAUCCAUGCAUCAAGUGGUGCACUCGGAGGAAUCUGUGCAAUGGCCAUCACUUAUCCUUUGAUCGUGAUUUCUACUAGGGCACAGGUCGAAGCUAAACAAGCAGGAGAAAGUUCUUUGGAAGCUGCUAUUCAUCUUGUUAGACGUGAAGGGAUCGCUUCGUUUUAUGAUGGGCUUGGAUCUUCUCUUAUUGGAAUCGCGAUCACCAAUGGAAUCUAUUAUGCAUUCUUUGAAGAAACCCGUUCGAUCCUCUUACGCAGCACUCAAACCGGAUCGAAACUCCCUCUACGAAGUUCAUUAACCACCCUUCAAUCAAUGUUUGCAGGAGCAGUGGCCGGUAGUAUGACAGCUGUUUUGACUAAUCCUAUUUGGGUAGUCAACACAAGACAAACGGUUAGGAUUCAACAACCUACGACGACUUCGAGUUUGAAUGGUGCAGUCAUGGGAUCUAAACUUAAGUCUCAGAGAAUGGGAUUCUUGCAAACGGUUCUGUUUAUUUUGAAAACGGAUGGUGGGCUUGCUUUUUUUCGUGGGUUGGGGCCUGCACUUGUUUUGGUGAUCAAUCCGAUUUUACAAUACACUUUGUUUGAACAAUUAAAGAACAUCUUAAUGGCUAGACGUAAAUUAAUGUUAAAUUCGAAACCGUCUAACAAAUCAGUUCAAUCAGUUCAAUCUGGCAAUGUCAUGUCAUUAGGAGAUCUUGAUUUCUUUUUACUUGGUGCGAUUUCUAAAUUGUUUGCUACAGGUGCUACUUAUCCUUACUUAACAGUUAAAUCUAGAAUGCAAAGUGGUCAAGCUGAAGGUAGAGGCUAUCGAGGAACGUAUGAUGGAUUAAGUCAAAUUGUCAAGAAGGAUGGAGUUAAAGGACUUUACCGAGGAAUCGCUCCUAAACUUACUCAGUCAGUGCUUACGGCUGCUUUCCUCUUCCUGGCAAAAGAAAGGAUAUAUCAUGCUACUAAAAAGGCAUUGCUCACGGCAUCUAGAGUCACACCUAUUUAAAUUCAUACAGGACAUAGAGCAUAUGAAGCAUAUAAGAUAGACGAUUUUAUGACAAGAGUUUGGAUUUGCUGGACAGAGGUAUAAGGUUUGUAGACGAUUUAAGUUUACUGUUUGUGUAUACUUGAACUGUAUUAUUAUGUUUGAUACAUGGACGAUUGUAAGAUAUGAUGAGGAUAGGCUGGUUGGGUUUUGUAAUGUUGAGUUGAUUAGGUGAUGAUGAUGAUGAUGAUAUAAAGUGUUAGAUGAUUGAUGUAGUCAGCCUUUGAGUCCGAUGAAUGCUUCACGAAAUUCUGUAGUUGGGUUGGAUCAUGG
Melampsora larici-populina 98AG31 is the source of this 1413-nucleotide messenger RNA. RefSeq lists its product as uncharacterized. The record is from RefSeq and is a predicted model, not a curated record. The coding region runs from base 85 to 1101 and encodes 338 amino acids. Lineage: Eukaryota; Fungi; Basidiomycota; Pucciniomycetes; Pucciniales; Melampsoraceae. The transcript is spliced from 9 exons. Gene Ontology annotation, cellular component: peroxisomal membrane. Gene Ontology annotation, molecular function: ADP transmembrane transporter activity; NAD transmembrane transporter activity; coenzyme A transmembrane transporter activity.